CUUCUCUUUCUCUCAAACUUCUUUCAAAAUUCUUGACGGACACGUUUGAGCUUCACUGUCACAACUUUUGGGCUACCAAAAUGUUGGAUCUCUGUGACAACUUGGGUCACGUUGUUUACGCCACCUUGUUGUUCCAACAACUACGAAACCCCAUCGUGUUCUCUUACAAUGCAAUCAUCAUAACCUACACCUAUAAUCAGAAACAUUCCCUAGCAAUUGGUAUUUUCAACCAAAUGCUCACAUAUGCAACAAAAUCAAUGUUACCAGACAAGUUCACGUUCCCGUUUGGAUAAAAUCGUGCGCGGGUCUUCUUUGCCUUCUUCUCGGGCAACAAGUUCACACGCACGUGUGCAAAUUUGGCACCAAGUCGCAUGCAAUAACGGAUAACGCUCUGAUUGAUAUGUACACAAAGUGUAGCGAUAUGAAUGGUGCGUACCAAGUGUUUGAGGAAAUGAUUCACUUAGAUGCGGUUUCUUGGAAUAGUUUAAUAUCGGGGCACGCGAGAUUAGGACAAAUGAAGAGUGCGCGGGAAGAGUUUGAUGAAAUGCCUUGUAGGAAAAUUGUGUCUUGAACGACUAUGAUUAAUGGGUAUGCUAGAGCAGGAUGUUAUGUUAAUGCUUUGGAGAUUUUUCGUGGGAUGCAAGUGGUGGGUAUUGAGCCUGAUGAGAUCAGUGUUAUAUCUGUUCUACCCACGUGUGCGCAGCUUGGGGCUCUUGAGGUUGCACAGAUGGAAGACAAUGUUUGUCAAUUUGGGUUGUGUAGGGAGAUUUGUGGAAGGAAACAUUUCUCGUUGGAACUGAGUGGGACCAAUUGGAUUUCGUGUAUCAAUUCAAGAGGGAUUUCUCAAAUCUAGAAGAAAGCAGGAUUGCCUGUUGGUUACAAGGGUUGUCAAUUUCAUAUAGUUAUUAAGGAUUUUAUGAUUCAGGCAGGUGAUUUUGUAAAGGGUGAUGUUAAUGGAUGUGUUUCCACCUAUGGACUCAAGUUUGAUGAUGAAAAAUUCACCGCCAAACACACUGGCCCUGGCCUUCUAUCGAUGAGUGUUGAGAGAACAUUUCAACUUACUAGAGCAGACAAAGACUUGGUUUCAAAACCAAAAUUUGAUGUUGAGGCUUGGUGUAUGCUUUUGAACGACAAGAUUCCAUUCAGGAUGCAGUGGCCACUGUAUGCAGACCUGCAGGUCAAUGGUGUUCCCGUUCGUGCAACUAACAGACCUGGUUCCCAAUUGCUUGGUGCUAAUGGUCGGGAUGACGGUCCAAUUAUCACGCCAUAUACAAAAGACGAAAUUAAUAAGAUUUCCUUAACAGGAAGUGAUGCUCACAUUUUUUGUUCAGGAGUUCGUAUUGUUCAAAAGCACAGUAUGCAGCAGGUAGAUUGCAUUCAAAGCUUGAUAAAUUUAUAAGAAAACUAUUUUGAAUUACUGUUGGUUCCUUAAUCCAGCCUUGUGGCAUUGUAAUAGUAAAGUUUGAAGUAUCUCCCUGUUUGAAGUUUGGCCAAUGUUCCUAAUGUUGGUCUUUUAUGGUUGAUUUAUUAAAAAUUAGAAAUUAGAAAUAAUUUGUCAUGCUUUUUUAUUAUAUUUCAUGAAGAUGUUUGUUCACCCAUUAUAAAUUGGAAAGCACAUGUAUGGGCCUUAUAAAGUGAUGCUUUUAU
Cajanus cajan (pigeon pea) is the source of this 1647-nucleotide messenger RNA. The record is from RefSeq and is a predicted model, not a curated record. Lineage: Eukaryota; Viridiplantae; Streptophyta; Magnoliopsida; Fabales; Fabaceae.